Fraxinus pennsylvanica is the source of this 729-nucleotide messenger RNA. Lineage: Eukaryota; Viridiplantae; Streptophyta; Magnoliopsida; Lamiales; Oleaceae. The record is from the annotation of a GenBank genome assembly.
AUGAAGCCUUACGUGGCCAUACUGAAGGACAUUACACAGACCCAAGAUGGAGCCAUGAUGGUAACUGGACAUUGGUUUUAUCAUCUGGAGGAUGCAAAAAAAAAAAAAAAUGUGAUGGCGGAAAUUGGCAAGCACGUACUAGGCGGGAGAUAUUUUAUAGUUUCCACCGAGAUGAAGAAUCUGCAGAAUAUGUUUUGCACAACUGACAGAGAAUAUGAUGAUGAAAAAUAUGUGAUUGAUUUGCUUGUCCAGAAGACAAUUUCACGUCUAGGAGACCUUCCUGACAUUGAACCUGGGGAUAAUUUUGUAGAUCAGGAAGAUCAGAGAACGAAAAAACUUCUUUUAGGGAUGAGGAAUAUGUCGCCUUUAAAUGUUUCCAGGGAGGAUGGAGGAAUUUUUAGAUCCCAUCAAUCUGUUAGUGCAGAAAUUCCUGGAAGAACUGAAAGUACUAUGCUAUCGUAUCACAACACAAGCAAGAAGAAUGAUGGGAAAGAAAAAAGGGGUGUUGGCAGCAGAAUUAUUAAUAAGAUUAGUCGCUUGAAUCUUAGUGAUAUGUCCUUUGUCUGGCCAAAUGCAGCUGUUAAUUCUAUAGUUGCUCUUGAGAAGGCUGCACACGAUGGACUUUCCUCAGAUUCAAAGAAUUCCUUUCCAGAACAAUGCUGUAUUAGCACGGCGUCUUCUGAGUGGGGAGCUGGAACCGUCCCAUAUACUGAAGAUGUCUCCAAAUGA